Messenger RNA from Staurois parvus, 438 nucleotides. The record is from the annotation of a GenBank genome assembly. NCBI's taxonomy places the organism in Eukaryota, Metazoa, Chordata, Amphibia, Anura, Ranidae.
CAUCUGGCAAGGCAGUGGGCUCCGAGUCAACUCGUAUGACCGCGGGCACUGGGUCAGACAUUGGAUCGUCUCGGCUGGACAGCGGGCAUGGGUCACCAGGCAUCAGGUCAUUUGGGCUCAACAGCGAGGCACCGUGUCAUCUGGCAAGACAGGGGCACCAAGGUCACCAGGCACGACCGUGGGCUCUGAGUCAAUUGGCACGACAGCAGGCACCGAGUCAUCAGGUACCGGAUUGUCUGGCUCGACAGCAGGCAUCGGGUCACCAGGCAUCAAUGUCAUUUGGCUCGCCAGCGGGCACACCGCGUCAUCUGGCAAGGCAGGUGGGCACCGAGUCACCAGGUACGACAAGCGGGCUCUGAGUCAAUUGGCACGACAGCGGGCACCGGAUCAGGUACCGGAUCAUCUGGAUCAACAAGCGGGCAUCGAGUGUCAACUGGC